Geodia barretti is the source of this 519-nucleotide messenger RNA. Lineage: Eukaryota; Metazoa; Porifera; Demospongiae; Tetractinellida; Geodiidae. The record is from the annotation of a GenBank genome assembly.
AUGACCGCGCUGGUGGGCGGGAAGCGGGUUCCCAAGGACGCCGCCCGAAUCGAAGCCUACGGCACCGUCGACGAGUUGAACGCGGUGGUGGGUUGGUGCGCGCCUGGAACGAGGAAGCUCCGGCUCGACGCCAUGCUCCAGGAGAUCCAGCAGGAGCUUUUCGACCUGGGCAGUGAGCUGGCCACCCCCGAGGAUUUCACCUACGACGGCAUGCACCGCAUGGGCGAAGAAGAGGUGACCCGGAUUGAGCGGGUCAUCGAUGAAUGUCAAGAAGAGCUGGAGCCGCUCAAGUCGUUCAUCCUGCCGGGAGGCGGACGCAUCAGCGCGCAACUCCACCAGUGCCGCACGGUGUGUCGGCGGGCCGAGCGGGAGAUCCUCGGGUUGUCGCGGAUCGAGAACGUCGGCGAGUGGCCGCUGCGUUACGUCAACCGGCUGAGCGAUCUCUUCUUUGUGCUGGGGCGAUGGGUGGGGAAGAAUCUGGGGGAGACGGAGUACCUCUGGCAACGGGGAUUGAAGUAG